GUACCGCAGCUUCACUGUUCGACGCCAGAGUCAUUCCGAGAUGAGUAUCGUGAAGACAGCACUCCUUGUCGUCCUCGGCGUCGUUUGUGUCUCCUCGGACUUUCCCGGGGUCUGGAGGAAACACCAACCGGACAUGGACCCCCGCUACAAAGAGUGGGCACACUUCGCCAUCUCCUCUCAAGUCGAGGACAGGACCAACUUUGACACCCUCAUGAACCUUAUGAGCGUCGAGUCUCAGGUAAUUGUGGGUGUGGACUACAAACUUAAGAUGAAAGUUGCUGAAUCCGACUGCGUGAUUGGAGUGGACUCGUACAGCAGGGAACGUUGCUACCUCAAGGUCGAUGUUGUGAGUAUGCGACCCUUUCUUUCGGAAAUUUUUUUUUUUUUAAUUUCGCCUUGAUUUAGACUGUCUAAU
This is a messenger RNA of Ixodes scapularis (black-legged tick), 415 nucleotides long. Its product is annotated as salivary cystatin-L2-like. Bases 41 to 400 code for a protein of 119 amino acids. The record is from RefSeq and is a predicted model, not a curated record. The transcript is spliced from 2 exons. Lineage: Eukaryota; Metazoa; Arthropoda; Arachnida; Ixodida; Ixodidae. Gene Ontology annotation, molecular function: cysteine-type endopeptidase inhibitor activity.